CUCUGUGAUGUAGGCUUACUGUGUGUGUAAACUUACAACUGUUGUUGUGGAGGAGCUAAGACUAAGAGUUGUUGCACAAACAGGCGUGACAGUGAUACUACCGUACGAAAAUGUCAAGCAGGGCUUUAAGACGUCUUCAAGCAGAUUCUGGUCUCUCAGACUUCCAUGUGGAUGCUCCAAACGGAAUAUCAGAGGACAGUGACGUUGAGAAUGAUGGAGAUGGAGCUUCAGAAUGCAAUGCCAAUGAUACGAAUUUUACGAAAAAGGGAAAACGAGACAGAAGGAAGAAGCAAAAGAACGCCACUCUAAAUCCUUUUGAAUUGCUGAAUGAACCAGACAAUGAGGAACCAGAAGAGAAUGAAGUUGAGGAACCUGAUCCAGAACUGGAGACAACAUCUGUUUUGAAGACAGAGGCGAAAGGUGCCAAGAAGAAAAAGAAAAAAAAUAAGAAGGGAAAAGAAAAGGUUGCUCCUGAUUUGAAUGGUGGAUGUUCAGAGAAGGACCCCAUAGAUGAAGUGGAAGCAUCAGUGCAAGAGGUGAAUAGGAUUUUAGGAGACCCAGGCACUGCUUGUGCAGCUGAGGACAGAUCCUCAAUACAGUUCUCUGUCAACAUGAAACCUUUGCUGCACAUAGACUACAGGAAUCUUAAUCCAGACACAGAGAUGAAAAGAAUGUUUGGUUCAGAUCUUUUCAGAGGAGAACAGCAGCAAAGGCACCGGAGACGGAGAAAUCGACCCGUGUUGCGCAGCACAAAGCUAGUCCAAGUCAAAGACACCUGGCAUAGUACUGGUGGCUCAGGUCUAUCCAUGAAAUAUUUGGGUGAAGAAAAUGGAUUUGUGUAUGAACAUUCAUCAGCCUACCAGAAAUUUCAACACAGGUUUUUGGAUGGCAUUGAGUCGGGAUACCCAGAGAACAUUUUCAAUAUUUUGCAAGAAAACCCAUACCACAUAGACACACUGAUCAGCUUGGCAGAUUUCUACAACAUCAAUGAGGAUUUCCAGACAGGAGCAGAAUGUAUAGAAAAAGCGCUGUAUGGAAUGGAGUGUGCAUUCCACUCUAUGUUUAAUCUGGCAGCCGGAAACUGUUUUUUAGAUUUCAAAAGAAGGGAGAACAGAGCAAUGUUCAUUUGCCUAUUCAAGCACAUCGUAAACCUAGGUCAAAGGGGUUGUAAUCGCACAGCCUUUGAAUUCUGCAAAGUCUUGUUGAGUUUAGACCCGUCAAAUGAUCCCUUGAACUGCCUCAGCAUGAUUGACUACUAUGCCCUUCGGUGUGAACAGUAUGAUUAUUUGCUUCGGUUAGAAGCAGAAGUCUCAUAUUCCUCGACCCAGCUUCAGACACCUAAUUUUGCCUUUUCUGUAGCCUUGGCCCACUUCAAACUGGCUUUGCGAAGCAAUGGAGACACAUCUAAAGCUGACAAAAUGCUCCAAGACAAACUGUUGCUGUACCCAAUGAUGCUGUUGCCGUUGCUGGACAAGUGCUCCAUUCAGCCCGACAAGCGAGUCAGUUCUCACAAAUUCUUCCAUUCGGAUCCGGCGCAUGAGAAGUCAAAUGAAUUGGGACGACUAGUGCAGCUCUAUGUUCGUCGCUGUGAGGCAUGCUGGAAAGAGUCAGGAGUGCUGCAGUGGCUGGAACGCAAUGUCAACACAGUCUUAGACAUUGUGGAUGAAGGAGUUGACAGCAGGCUAGAGACGUAUCCUGCGUUACGGCGACAGCAGUUCAAGCACCCGCCUCCCAGCAUUCUCAGACAUUACCAUCUGUCUGGCAUUGCUGUUCCAUCUAAUGUGUCCAACAGAACUGUGUAUGGCCAUGAUCCAUAUCCUCCAUCUGACAGCAUAGCUGGAUAUACCAGACCCCCAAGACCAACGAGAGCUGCUGGGAGUGAUCAAGGAAUGCUGAGCCUACUUCUUGAAUCAUUGCUGCCUUCUUAUAACCCAUAUGAGCUUGUUGAUGUGAACAGCCGUCGCCGACAGAAUCCUCAAGAAAACGGAUUUGCUAUGGGAGCUAUGGACGAUGGUUUAGGAGAUGAUCUGGGUGGUGCUGGGGCUAGAGCGAUACCGCAACAGCUGCAGACCAGCGUCAACGCUAUCAUGGAUGCCAUGAGACAGCUGCUGAACCGGGCUGUGGCCAUACCCAAUGCUGAUGAACAGGGGGAAGCAGACGAAGAGAAUGAACGGGCGUGGGAGGAGGAUGAGGAGAACUAUCAAAAUGAUCAUUAAUCUUAAUUAAAGAAUGACAGCUUAUUACUCUGUUAUGGAUAUCGCUAAUACGGGGUGCCCACUAUGGCUGGAUCGGGCCGAUCGCCUGAAACUGAAAACAAACACGUUUGUUUUUUAGGCGAUUGAGUCGCGGCGAUUGGCCCGAUCGGCGGAUCCCAGCCGUAGAGGCACCCCGUAUUAGCCUCAUGCAGGGGUGGGAUUUCGUGGGACUUUUCUUUAAUUUGGGAUUUCUUUUCUCUUAUUCCUAGGUCUAUCACUUCUAGCAAAAGUUGUUAGCGAUCCAGAUUCUAACAAAAGAACAUUGAAAUUUUUAUGUCCUUUUUUGCAGAGGUAAAAUCUUUUAUACUGAGUUGCCUUUUUUGGUGAAGUGAAAGUGCUUCAACAGAAAUCAGCUGUGAUAUGAAAAAAUAUCCCUGUUUUAUUUCUUAUUUGUCUUUGUAUUAGCUGAAAUGCUCCUAUAUCUAAACAGAAAAAAAGUUUCAAGGGUUAUAUCAUCUUAAUCUUCACUUGCAACCCUCACGUAAUGCAGAUCAUCAAGUGUUACACACUUCAAGAUAGCAAAAGAGAUGCGAGAACUCGUAUGUGUUGAUUGCAGACCAAAGAGAGGCCUCACCAGUGUACCGUUUGCCUACAUUUAUCAUACAAAUGAAAAGACCUACACUCUGUGUAUAGUGACACAGAUUGUUUCUGUGAAGCAAGUUCAGUGCACAAGAACAUGUGACGGCAUGUGUCUUCUCUUGAGCCAAAAAGUCCAUGGUUUGUUUUUACUAGACUCAUGACAUUUUUUUCCUUAUGUUAGUAAAAGACAUUCAAAGUUUAUGUCUAUGGCCAUCUAUUGCUGCAUCCUUUUUGUGUGCAUUUGUAGAACUUAUCAGGAGACAAGAAGAAAUUAAGAACCUUAAUGAAAAUCCUGAUUAAGGCCAGUGGAAGACCAAUUGGUUGCAUUUAAGUGUUUCAUUUAGACUUUUGUCUUACCAUCGUCUAUGUUUGGUGGUGGUGAUGGAUAUUGUGCAGUGGAGGUUUUUGCUACGUACUGAAAGUUCUUAUGUAUAAGAGAGAUAUAUAUAUAUGUAGUCUAGCAUGCACAAAGCAAAACACAUAGGCCUACAUAGCAAACAGAUUUUAUUUUUAGAUCCCAAAUUUUCUCUUACAGUUGUGUGUUCUUUGUAUUUAAAAACACAUACAUAACAAAAUUCGUUGCAUAUUAAUGAAAAGAUUUCCACGUCCGGCCAAUUUGCUAUAUGCGUGCUAAACUGUAUAUAUAUACCAUAUAUAAACUUUUGUUUUGGCUCCCUAAGACACAAGCCAGUACUAUGCAUGUUUUCUUCAUUUGCUAAUUUGACACUUGAUUCUUUUGAGACUAGUGUUAAGGUAUUUAUGAAUUUAUGAGGGUUAAUGAGAGUCUUGAAUUCUCUACCGCUUUCAACUUGUCGCUUUUAAUUUUGUCUUUCAUUGUGCAAUUUUUUCUCUCCAUCUCAUGUUAUGAGUAACACAACAGAAUAAAUGUUGUGAUCAUGUCCGUUUAUAUUUAGACUAUUUAGUUUAGUUUUAGUAAAAGUUUUAUGGCGCUCACAACUGCAUAAGGUUAUAUGAGCGCCAGAAGAUUAGAGGUGUUACAAGAGAGUAACAAAC
Aplysia californica (California sea hare) is the source of this 3848-nucleotide messenger RNA. RefSeq names its product transcription factor 25. NCBI's taxonomy places the organism in Eukaryota, Metazoa, Mollusca, Gastropoda, Aplysiida, Aplysiidae. The coding region runs from base 111 to 2216 and encodes 701 amino acids. The record is from RefSeq and is a predicted model, not a curated record. Gene Ontology annotation, cellular component: RQC complex. The transcript has 17 exons.